AUGUUCGCCGCCACCCGCUCCGUGGUGUUCGUUACGCUGUUCGGCGCCCUCGCCCUCGCGGCCGCCGUGAAGCGCGUCGACGUCGCGCGCGGCACGUGCUACGACGCCAGGGAUAACGCUUGCGGCUUGACGGACUCCAACACCGACCACGGCAUCGCUUUCAGUCGCGAGUUCGAGAACGACAGCAUCAGCACCGACGACAGCAACAACGGCUGGUCGGGUUUUGACGGGGAGGGUCAGAACAACGGCAAAGCGGGUGCAGGCGAGGAUCGAUAA
Epithele typhae is the source of this 276-nucleotide messenger RNA. RefSeq lists its product as uncharacterized. Lineage: Eukaryota; Fungi; Basidiomycota; Agaricomycetes; Polyporales; Epitheliaceae. The transcript is spliced from 2 exons. The coding region runs from base 1 to 276 and encodes 91 amino acids. The record is from RefSeq and is a predicted model, not a curated record.